AUGGCUCCAGUCAAAAUCAAAUACGUUGUGUCUUUCACAUUUCAGGUAACAUCCAUGUUCUUUUAAAUUAAGGGAAAUAGGGAGUUACAAAACAAGCUGAGCUCAAAACAUCUAGUAUAUUAGUAGGCAAACGGCUAUUUAAAAAUAGUAAAAAGCUUUAAACGUUGAUUUAAAAAAUAAAAAAAAAACACCAGUUAAUAUCAUGUCACUAACUCAUCAUAUAACUGGCUCUUUUUGUGUUCCAAAUGGUAACCAGUUGAUUUUAUUAUUUUACUAGCAGUGCAAUGGGGAGCUUAGACCCAGAGUCUCACCACUAUUAGUUCUUGCCCUCUUCUGACUCUAGGACCUUCUGGCAUACGCAUUUUCAAAUUAAGGACUAUAAACUUGCAGUAAAAGAGAUCUGAGCAUCUUGAAAUGCCAGCUCCAGUGCCAAAUAGUGGACUGUGCAGUUCUGCAGCAAUCUAGUGGGUGCAGAGGGAUAAAUACCGUCCUGAGAAUAUAAAAAAGUAAGAGUCGUGUGCUGUGCUUCUCGCUCCUUUUCUGGGGCAGGAUCCCAAGUCCCCGGUGGAGAACCUGCUGCUUGAAGAAGGGGUUCGGCCCUGGCUCAGCUCUCCCCAGGACCGGAGCAGGCAACUGAAAGCAGAGCUGCAGUUGGACCACGCAAGCCGCAUUGGCUACAUUGAUGUGGGUAAGCAUGUGGGAGGAGGUAGCAAAGGAACCCCCUCUCUGGGAACAAAAGGGAUAGAGAGAAGUUUUUAUCUCUCUCUCAUAACACUGGAACUUGUUGAAAUCCAACGAACUGAAUGUUGAGAGAUUCAGCAAACAUUAAAGUACGUUUCCGAGCACAAUUCAAAGUGUUGGUGUUGACCUUGAAAGCCCUAAACGACCUCGGUCCAGUAUAUCUGAAGGACCGUCUCCACCCCCAUCAUCCAGCCCGGACACUGAGGUCCAGCUCCGAGGGCCUUCUGGCGGUUCCCUCAUUGCGAGAAGCGAAGUUACAGGGAGCCAGGCAGAGGGCCUUCUCGGUGGUGGCACCCGUCCUGUGGAACGCCCUCCCAACAGAUGUCAAAGAGAACAACAACUACCAGACUUUUAGAAGACAUCUGAAGGCAGCCCUGUUUAGUGAAGCUUUUAAUGUUUGAUGCAUUACUGUAUUUUAAUAUUUUGCUGGAAGCCGCCCAGAGUGGCUGGGGAAGCCCAGCCAGAUGGGCGGGGUAUAAAUAAUAAAAUUAUUAUUAUUAUUAUUAUUAUUAUUCACGCAGCACAGAGUUGAACUGUGGAACUCCCUCCCACAGGAGACAGUGAUGGCCAUCAACCUGGAUGGCUUUGAAAGAGGUUUAGACAAAUUCAUGGAGGAGAAGGCUUACCAAUAGCUACUAGUCAGCAGUGCUUCUGAAUGCCAAAAGCUGGGAACCACAGGAGGCGAGGGUGUGGCUCUCAUGCUUGUAUCCUGCUUGCAGCUUUCACAUCGUGGGCAUCUGGUUGGCCCCUGUGAGAACAAGAUGCUGGACUAGAAAGGCCACUGGCUUGAUCCAGAAGGCCCUUCUUGUGUUCUUAAGGGCUGAUGCUGUAACUGCGAGGCAGGAUUAGAAGCACAGAGCAAGUGACACACUGCUUUAAAUUUAGAAUAUGUUAAGACAGCAUGUUCUUCAAUGAGAUGUUGGCAUUCUGAGCAAAUGUAUUGCAGUGUAGGUUUGUGUUCAGGUGAUGGCUGGGGAGCUGAGUCCGUGGCUCUUCAAAACAGUUUUAAGUUUUAAUUUAUAUAUUUUGUAACUGUUGCUAUAUCUGUAUUGGGACGCAGGUGGUGCUGUGGGUUAAACCACAAAGCCUAGGACUUGCCGAUCAGAAGGUCGGUGGUUCGAAUCCCUGCGACGGGGUGAUCUCCCGUUGCUCGGUCCCUGCUCCUGCCAACCUAGCAGUUCAAAAGCACGUCAAAGUGCAAGUAGAUAAAUAGGUACCGCUCCAGCGGGAAGGUAAACGGCAUUUCCGUGCACUGCUCUGGUUUGCCAGAAGCGGCUUAGUCAUGCUGGCCACAUGACCCGGAAGCUGUACGCCGGCUCCCUCGGCCAAUACAGCGAGAUGAGCGCCGCAACCCCAGAGUCGGCCACGACUGGACCUAAUGGUCAGGGGUCCCUUUACCUUUAUAUCUGUAUUGCCCCUGUUAUACCUGAUUGCAAAUUCAAAUGUAUCCCUAUUGUGUUUUAUGACUUCCUUGAUAUUGUUUGUGGGCUGGAACUGGUCUGUGACCGAAAUAAUAAAUUUAAAAAGUGAAAAAUUAAUAAAUGGAAAAACAAAAGGAGCAGGAGACUAGGGCAGGCUACAGGGCUCUGAGUCUGAAUGUUGGUGAACCCCAUAUGAGUGCACUGCAACUCAACUAAAUUGAGGGGGAAAGGCAGGCAGCGCCAGCAGGAGACAGCUUUCGGCCGUUUGAUAGUCAAAGUGCAAGUUCUUUGGUGCAGAUCUUGGUGUUCUGUUUGUGCUCUUCAGGGAACUGUGGCUCUGCCUUCCUUCAGAUAGACGUGGGGCGAUCCUCCUGGCCUCUAGACCAGAGCUACCUCACUCUGUUGCCCACCACAGCCUUGAUGAUGCCCGCUGAUGCAAAGCUGGAUAAAAAUCGUUCUGCAGUCCGGAUGUUUAAAGAAGGUAAGAAGGUGGGCAUUCUUCAGCCCCCUGGAGCCCCCUGAGGACUGUAAAUGGCCUGGACUGUAUUUGCUCAGCAUCUCCCUCUCUGUGCCCCACAGGAGACUUCCUGGCUUCAGCUCUAAAUGAGAAGUGGGACCGUGUCAGACUCACUUGCAGCCAGCCCUUCAACAAGCGCACGCAGUUUGGUCUCUCCUUCAUCCGAAUCCGCACUCCACAGGACGUAGACGACAGCAAGCCAGGCCCAGUCUCUGGUCCUAGUCAGGUACAGAUCCAUGCGUCAUGGGUAGCUAUCCUGCAAUUUUACGCAAGCAUGGGGGCCAAAAUCCAGCAAGUAAAGAAUAUUGUUCACAAACCGGGUAUUAAGCUAGUGAAGUUGUUUGUGUAUAUAAAUAAAGAAAAUACUAAAACAAAAUGAAGUGUGCACAAGCUCCCCAUGUGUUUAUUUUUUUUCAAAUUAAAAUACAGUGGCGCCUCUGGUUAAGAACCUAAUUCGUUCCAGAGGUCUGUUCUUAACCUGAAGCUGUUCUUAACCUGAAGCACCACUUUAGCUAAUGGGGCCUCCCGCUGCCGCGCAAUUUCCGUUCUCAUCCUGAAGCAAAGUUCUUAACCCGAGGUACUAUUUCUGGGUUAGCGGAGUCUGUAACCUGAAGUGUCUGUAACCUGAGGUACCACUGUAAUUGGGAGGCUGCCAAUUCUGCUGUUUGUCUGCUCAAAGCCACUAUCUCCCCUAGGAAGUCCAUAAAAUUAUCCAUGGAGGAAGUGAAUAGAGAAAAUACUAGAACUAGAACUUUUUGACAGCUGAAGAUUCAGGGCAGAUGAAAGAAAGUGUUUUACGCAUCGCAUAGUUGAAUUACGGCACUCGUUCGCAGGAGGCAGUGAUUGCCACCUGCCUAGAUGGCUUCAAAGAUGGUUAGACCAAUUCGUGGGGUAUAAAGCUCUCAAUGGCUACUAGCCAUGGUAUGUUCCACUUCUACUGCCAGUGGCAGUAAGGCUUCUAAAUACCAGUUGCUGGGAAUUUCAGGAGCUGAGAGUCCUGUAGUGCUCAGGUCCUGCUUGCCGGGUUCCCACAGGGAUCUGGUUACAAGAAGAGAAUGCUGGGGUUUGGCCUGAUCCAGCAGGUGGUUCUUAUGUUCCCUGCAAUAUGAAAUCACUUGAGGGAUUUUUGAAGGUCUACUGUUCCUAGCAGCCACCAUUGUUCAGAAGCACAGUGACCUUGUUCUACCUUGCUUUGCCUGCCAGACGCUGGCAGGGAUGCCCUGCUUGUGAACAUCCCUGAGGCCUUUGAUUGGCAGGAUACUGAGCGAGGUGGGCUGCUGUUCUAGCCCAGAAUGGUCAUUCUUAUACUGAUGAGCAAAAUCUGUUGUUUUUUUGUAUUUGAGCUGAGCUAUAGAAGCGGGGGACAAAAGGAGUUUGUCUAGUAUCUUACACAGGACUUCCUCAGUUUGCUAAUUAUUGAUCUAAUUAUUGAUCUCUUAAAUGUUACCUCUCUCCUUUCAUCCUGUUUGUUGCCCACAGGCUCCUUCCGAGUCCAGCAGCAGCCCAUGGCUCUCCAAUGCGGCCUUCUGCAGGACUUUCUUCCCAGAGGCACCAUCGUAAGUACCUGCAUGUGUGCAUCCAUUUCUCGCACCCACCCACCUCUGGCACAGGGCCCCCAGAAGGAUGGACAGAAGGGAAUGCAGGCCUUAGCCUGAAACAAUGUUAGUUUGAAACUUCUGGAGGUCUUCAGGAUAAGGCUGGAGUGUCGUGAGUGUGCUUUAUGUUCAAUACAUUCCAUUUUGGGACAGGGCAGGUUGGAGCAAUAGAGAACAGACAGUCCUUUUCCAGUUUCUGACUGUUCUUGUGGUUCUUUUGCUCACGCUCGACUCUUGGUAGCAGCUUUGCUUACAGGAAGCUGGAGUCUUGGUUCUGCAGUGGCCUCUUGAGGAAGCAGCUGUUGGGUUUCUCUUUGCAGGAGCACCGAGCAGGAAGCGGCGCUAAAAAGCCGGCUGCAGCAGCUGGACCCAGCCUCCAGCCCUGGCACCUGUAUGAGCCGCCCAGCCAGGAUGGUGUUGCAGGGGGCCUGUGCCCGCAAAAGAGCCUUCCCCUGGUGCCUGGCCUCACCUCUCCUUCUGCAGAGAGCACAGAGGACGGGCAGAGCCAGCAGGAAGCUCAGGAGCCAGCUGUGUUGCGUGAGUAUUGGGGAUGCGCAGGGGGGUGGAGAGAUGGGGACACUUCUGUCUGCCGAUAAGCUACCCCUCCAAGCACUAACAUGGGGGCAGAUCCACAAGGGGGAAUUCAAACUAUGUUUGAUGUGUUGAGCUGGUCUUGUGAAUAUUCCAGCCCGUGUCAGAGAGAGUGGCUUGAGCACCCUGGGAUAGUGCCCGACAAAAUCUUAAAACCUUGGACUGACUAAGCCAGAUUCCUUUUUCAUUUCAUUUCAUUUUUUAUUUGCAUGCCGCCUUUCCACAGUUAAAAAAACAAUGCUCAAGGCGGCUUACAGCAUUACCUUUAAAGCCCUAAACGGCUUCAAAGGACCAGUAUACCUGAAGGAGCAUCUCCACCCCCAUCCUUCUGCCCGGACACUGAGGUCCAGCUCCGAGGGCCUUCUGGCGGUUCCCUCCCUGCGGGAAGUGAGGUUACAGGGAACCAGGCAGAGGGCCUUCUCGGUGGUGGCGCCCGCCCUGUGGAACGCCCUCCCUUCAGAUGUCAAAGAGAAAAAUAACUACCAAACUUUUAGAAGACCUCUAAAGGCAGCCCUGUUUAGGGAAGCUUUUAAUGUUUAAUAGGUUAUUGUAUUUUAGUGUUUUGUUGGAAGCCGCCCAGAGUGGCUGGGAAACCCAGGCAGAUGGGCGGGGUAUAAAUCAUAAAUUAUUAUUAUUAUAUAACAAGAUUUACAUAAUUACAAAAAUCGUAAACAAUAAAUAAACCACAUAAAAAAUGCACAACCAAAUGGGAAACCAUUCCCACAUAAAUCAACAUCUAAAACUAAGAAUACAGUACAGCGUUAAUAUCACAGUUUAAAAUGACAUAGGUAAAAAAUAACAGCAAUUUAAACAAAAACAAAACAAAACGAAGCCCUCUCUGCCCAGCGGCAGCAGCAGCAGUCCUUUAUAGAGCCCAUCAGGUGUUGAGUGGCAGGACUGGGGCUCUCAGGCGCUGAGCAGGGGAGUCCUGAUGGAUCUGUGCUGCUGAUUGGGGUUUUUUUUCCUGGAUCCUUAAUUGCGUCUAGAGGUGCAGGUGGCCUUGGUGGCAAAGAGUGCAUUCUACCAGAUUAGGCUUGUGGCCCAACUAUGACCCUCUCUGGACAGGGAUAGCUUGACUUCAGUUAUCAGGUGCACAGCCUGGGAGUGAUUUUGGACUCACAGCUGUCCAUGGAGGCGCAGGUCAAUUCUGUGCCCAAGGCAGCUGUCUACCAGCCCCAUCUGGUUCGCAGGAUGAGACCCUCCCUGCCCGCGGACUGUCUCACCAGAGUGGUGCAUGCUCUAGUUGUCUCCCGCUUGGACUACUGCCAUGCGCUCUACCUGGGACUACCUUUGAAGGUGACCCAGAAACUACAACUAAUCCAGAAUGCGGCAUCUAGACUGGUGACUGGGAGUGGCCACCGGGACCACCUAACACUGGUCCUGAAAGACCUACAUUGGCUCCCAGUACAUUUCCGAGCACAAUUCAAAGUAUUGGUGCUGAUCUUUCAAACCCUAAACGGCCUCAGUCCAGUAUACCUGAAGGAGCGUCUCCACCUCCACCAUUCUGCCCGGACACUAAGGUCCAGCGCUGAGGGCCUUCUGGCAGUUCCCUCGCUGUGAGAAGCCAAGUUACAGGGAACCAGGCAGAGGGCCUUCUUGGUGGUGGCUCCUGCCCUGUGGGACACCCUCCUACCAGAUGCCAAGGAAAUAGGCAGCUAUCUGACUUUUAGAAGUUAGCUCUUCCUCCUCAUCUCCAUCUUCGUGGGAAGAGCUUGUCGCAGACUGCGUCCACUGCCCCAUCUGCCAGUUCAGUUUCCCCGCUGCUGAGAUAGAGAGACACGCUAGCAACUGCGGGGAGCCGACUGAGGCCCUGGUGAACGGACCCUUCUGGUUUGGGGCAGAACAGGGCGAGUAGAUUGGGUGCAAGUGCCCCAGGGCAGGCGGCCUUCGCUGGUCAAGCCUUUAACCAUUCAGUCGCAAGUGUGGUGAUCAGCUGGGAUCAGGAUGUUGCCAGAACAAGGAGCCCACAAAGGACACACAGUGCUGCCACAGGGUUGGAAGUGAGACUAACGAGAAGAGAGUAAGGACUCCAGUAAUCGGGGCGAGGAACGUGUUAUUUGAGUUGCCGUGCCAGCACCUCUUACUCUCCCUCUGGUCUGAUUCUUCUCACCAACAUCCACACAUGCCAGAGCGCUGGGGCUCAUCCUGACUUGUUGCUGUAGUUCACAGUCAAGACUGUCGGAAAGAUUCCUCAGAAAGGCGACUUUCUUCCCCGCUCACCUUCUCCUCUCCCGCAAGGAAGCUGUGGGGCAGGCACUGCGCAGCCUAUACCGGUCUCUUUUCCGUACAGACCAGCUGCAUGAAAAACGAAGACUGAAUUAAAUGUUUGCAAGGCUUGCCAAACUCCUGUGCCCCCUGGCUGGGGCUGCUGGGAGCUGUAAGUUCUGCAACAUGUGGAGGCUGCAGGUUCAGGAUCAUUUGGACCAAGGGGCCAGUUCUAGGAAUGUGCCGGUGACAAUCUUUGUUGUUAAAAAUUGGGGGUUUUUUCCUGAAAAGUUGUGUUGUGUGUCACUGAAUGAACCGACUGUCCUUUUUUUUUGAAUUUUCCUCUGCACAUUCAUAGGCACCAAUAUUUCAAAGGGAACCCCUGGCCUGCACUACAAUUUAGUGGGGAGCUUUAUGGCAGGACAUGUGCAACCUCUCUUUCCGAUACUUUCUGUUGUUGCAGAAAUGCCCCACCGUAAUGGUAUCUUAGUGACCCACUGCUAUUAUUUGUGAGCUACCUCUUUAAAAGGAAAGAAAAGCGGCUGCCCUCAUUGCUCCGCCCACUUUUAGCUCUGGCCCCACCCACCACAGGAGUGCGGCCCUCAGAAUGUUGGCCAGAAGGGAAGGCGGUCCUUGGGGUGGAAACGGUCCCCCAGCCCUUCUCCAGUUGCCCCAGAUGGUCCAGGUUUAAUUCCAAAAUGCUGAAUGGCACUUUGGCUAUUCUCCUUGGUUCAUGUUUUGAAUGAUGUUCUGCUGUUGCGUCAGCAGAUCACUCCUGUUGUAUGCUGCCUGCAUCAACGACCAUGUGCUGUUGGGCUGGGUGCACUUGGACCUGCUCCUGCGUGGGAAGCCUGCAAACACUCUGUCUCCCAGCAAGUGUUAUUCAGAGGCACGGAGGCCACAGGCAGUAGCGAUCAAACCCAGCUGAUAUAGAAAAACCCCGCUCCUUUUCCCUUGUGGGGUAUCAAAAUGCGUCUACCCAGCUACUAUGCACAGUCAUAUAUUAGCUCCUAAAAGACCAGCAGAUUUUACAGAUAAGACACCGUUGUGGUUUCUCCUUGUUUCUGAUUUUUCUCUGCACUCUUGAAAAAUUGAGCCAACUCCCUUUAAAACCACGAGAAUCAAAAACGCUCAGAAUUUUACAACAAAGGCCUUUUGGUCAUGAGAAACGUGUAUGGUCUUUAGGAGACCUGCUUUAGUCCACCUUGGCACAGCAAAAUAUUUUAAGGCAAGAGGUAGAAUUUCAAUCCACCGGUGGACCAGGGCCAACUUCCGGAUUCUUGCAACAAGUGCUGGACUCUGAGGACUCCUCCAGCUAGCAAGCAUGUGCAUAUUUAGGAUCACCAGUCACACACUGAGUCAUGCUCCUUAAAGGUCAGCGGACCACUAAGGCCCCCUCUCGCACCGUAAAUUUAAGAUGCAGCUGGUGGAUCGCAGGGACGUGAAUAACAAAAAAACAGACCGAGCAUUAGCCCCACCCUGGCUGUACGUGGCAAGAGGUAGCCUGUGCCGGGGCUUACCUUACAGAGGGCAAAAGGACAAGCAAGGAGGAAAGAGCAGGCAAGAGCAAUCAUGACUUAAGCAGCUGCUUGCAACACGAGGCGGCAGGCAGAGCAGAUCUUGCUGUUUACUGCCACACGGAGGAAAGUGGGCCAACUCCCUCACCAACUCAGCUAACGAAGAAGGCUGAUCCUGCAGCAGGAGUCUCUUUGCCCAGCUAACAAGCAGGGCAGGAAAACAACCUUUUCCAUGCAAGAGGGAAAGAAGCCCAGCUAUACACCCGCUCAUCAGAUCUCUUAAUGUCAAAUGAGAAGCUCUGAGGUGUCUGCAGUUAUCUUUGAAGGUGCCGGAAGUGACUGCCAGCAACCUACUCAACCUACUCAAGUAAACACGGUUUCUUGCUCAGAGGGACACAUUGACAUGGGCUUCCCCCACAUUGCUGUAGGUGCCCCAUAGUGCCAACAUUGGAGGCAGCCGCACACGGGUCCUGCCCACAUGCCCAGGGCUCGCCUGUGCACUGCCACUGCCAUGGAUCCUCGUGCACCAAUGUUCCUUGUGUAGUAAAAGUACAGCAGAAUUAUUAUCUAUCAGCAACUCCAUCUGCAGGCAGAAAUGAGGAGAAAAGCACUGCAUGACUCUGCUUCCUUCCCUGUCUAACCCCAGCUCCUCUUAUUGCAGUUUGCUGACCUCUGUCUUCCUAUUAGCCCCCAAAUUACUGGAAUAUCCAAGUAUUAACAGCUUGAUUUUACAGUUUUAACUUGCUUUUAUUUUGUAUUGCAUCUUUGUAAGCUGCGUAGCCUACUGCAGUUACACAGUAUACAAAUCAUAUUAAAAAAUACUUCCGAUAUGAGAGGCAGCCAGUGAUGGCUGGUGCCUGCUGGGCCUGGUGAGGCGGAAGGCCGGGAGGCAAGCAGUAGGCAAAGCCUAUGCCAACGGCUUCUAGUUUUGUCUCCAUCCUGCUGAGUUCAUCAAGGGCGACACCGAGGCAGAGGAGGAGGAAGCUGGUAGGCAGGGCCACCUGUUGGACUGUUGUAAGAAGGCACGUGAAGGUUGGCGGAGGGCAGACUGAGGUAGGUGGGGCAAUGCCCCAUUUUCCCUACUGGGCUGGCUCCACUAGAGGUCUGGUGUCUUUCUGAAUACCAGCCACUGGGGAAUCCAAGUAGAGGAAAGUGCUGCUGCUUUCAUGUCCUGCCUCUGGGCUUCCCAUUGCAGGGAGAAAGAUUUUGUCUUUUUUUCUAUUGUGAUUUUAUGUUGUGAACUGCCCUGAGACCUAUGGGUACAGGGCAGUAUACAAAUUCAAUUAAUAAUAAUAAUAUAAUACAAUUGAUGAUGACCUAGAUGGACGCCCUUUGGUCUGAUCUAGCAACAAGGCCCUUUUAAGGUUCUUUCUUUGUCACUCCUCCCCUGCCUCUGUGACAUUUUUAACACUGCAUGUUCCUCGGGGCAGGGACCUGUUUCUCUGCUUAUGCUGUAUGUUGAAGCCCCACUCAUUGGUAAUCACACUAUAUGUGCAACAGCAACUGUAGCAGCAGCAAAAAGGUGUGAUUACCCUGGGUAUUGGGAAAGGAAUGUGACACUGGAUUUAAAACAAGAGAAUUAUAGAGUUGGAAGGGACUCAGAGGAUCCUAGUAGCUCAACCCCCAGGAAUGAAGGAAUCACAGCUAAUUUCAUAGCAAACCUGGAGCUCUGUGUCCUGUUCUGGGCACCCUGGUUUAAGAAGGAUAUUGACAAGCUGUGUGCAGAGGAGAGUGACCAAGAGGAACAAGGGUCUGGAAACCAAGCCUGAUGAGGAACGGUUGAAAAAGCUGGGCAUGUUUAGCCUGUAAAAGAUAAGACUGAGAGGAGAUAGAAAAGCCGUCUUCAAAUAUCUCAAGGGCUGUCACAUGGAUAUACCGUAUUUUUCGCUCUAUAAGACGCACCAGACCACAAGACGCACCUAGUUUUUGGAGGAGGAAAACAAGAAAAAAAAUAUUCUGAAUCUCAGAAGCCAGAACAGCAAGAGGGGUCACUGUGCAGUGAAAGCAGCAAUCCCUCUUGCUGUUCUGGCUUCUGGGAUAGCUGCGCAGCCUGCAUUCGCUCCAUAAGACGCACACACAUUUCCCUUACUUUUUAGGAGGGGAAAAGUGAGUCUUAUAGAGCAAAAAAUACAGUAAUAGUUUAUUUGUACCCCACCCAUCUGACUGGGUUGCCCCAGCCACUCUGGGGGCUUCCAGCACAUAUAAAAACACAGUAUGUGCUUGAAGUUCUGUCUUCUGGGAACAAGCUUGUUUUCUACUGUUUCAGAGGCUAGGACCGAAAGCAAUGGCUUCAAGUUGCAAGAAAGGAGAUUCCGACUAAAUUUCCGAUGGUAAGAGCUGUUCAGCAGCGGAACGGACUCCCUCAGAAGGUGGCGGAAGCAGAGGUUGGAUGCUGUCAUGGAUGCUUUUGCUGAGAUUCCUGCCUUGCAGUGGGUUGGACUAGAUGACUUGCAGGGGUCCCAUUCCGACUCUAUGAUUCUUUGGUCUGAGAGGAGGGACGGGGAGAGAGGGAGAGAUGGCAAAGUCUCGGGGUCCCUGGGCGACCUUGGGCUGGCCGCAGCCCAGCCUACCUGGCAGGACUGUUGUGAAGGCCAAUUGAGAUUGGCCCGGGGGAGGAAUGGAGCUGGGGGAGUGGGGGCGAGGGGGAUACGUGGAUCCCUCUGAGGAAGGGGAGAGGAUUUUGUCUGUCAGGGGAAGGAAAUGCAAUGGAGAAACCAAAAGGGAUAAGGUGCUACCACUAAAAUAAAAUAAAAUAAAAUAAAAUAAAAUAAGGGUUUAACCUAAGAAGCGGGUGGAGGUUAAACCGAGCAUUAAGUGGCAAAGGCUGAGGUCCCCUGAGAUUAUAUUUAAUUAAGAAAAAUGACAAUGAUGCUGUUAAUGAUGUGGCAACAGUAAUAAUAGUAUUAAUAGCAAUAAUCCUACCGGCGGUUAGGAUGCUGCCCCUCCCCCUCCGGAGCCCCCCAACCUCCGCCCCACACCCCUCCCCCCACAUAGGCCCCUCCCCCCCGCCGCCGUGGGGCAGCAAGCCCCGCCCUCACCUCCUCCACGUCGCGGUCCAGGGGGCCCCCAACCUCCACUUCCACCACCGCCGCCAUCUUGCCCCCUCUCCCUCCCGCCAGCGCCGCGGCCAGGUGGCCCGCUCGCUUCCGCCGGAGCCCGCCAAUCGCCGCUCACUGCCGGUUCCCGCUCGGCCAAUCGCCCGGCGCGCGAGUCGCCGCCGGAGGGGCCGAUUGGAGGAGGCGGGUCUGGGGGGCGGGGCCGAGCUGGCCGAUGGAGCCUGUCAAAGCGGACGAGGGAGCGUCCGACAUGUGACAGCUUCGUAAGCGGGCGCAAAAUGUCCUGUCUGGCCGACAAGGCGCUCAGGGACCGAGUCCCGGCAGGCUGCGUUUUCACAGGCAUUUUCUGGCAACCGCCGCAACAGACUUCACGGGAUGGCCGGGUACUUUCUGCGCUUCUCACGCCAGCAGGGAAUUGAGGGACGCUCCCUGGCGUCUGCCCCGCCCCUUGAAUCCAGCUGCGCGCGGCGCUUUCGAGGCCGGCGGGAGGAAGGACUACGGUUCCCAGCAUGCUUUGCGGCCUCUCCUGUCAGCGUUCCUUGUUUUAAAAAAAUAAGGAACAAAUUUAGCGUCGUGAUUCGAAACGAAGGUGGCUCUGCCAUGUAGUAGAAAGCAUUUAUAUAUUUAUUUUAAAAACUUUUUUUUAAAAAACCAGUCCGUUAACGAUCGACCUCGGUGACGUCACGAGGAGAGACGAGCAGCCAGCCAAUCAGCGUCGAGGGUCAAGGGGCGGGCAGUAUUGGCGGGAGAUUGAGAAACCCCGGGAAACUAAGGAAGGCGCUCCCGGGAUCCCGGGGGAGAGAUCUCUCUCAGGUACCUCAUUUGCAUAUGUUAAUUCCCGAGAAAGAGGUAAGUGCUGCAAUCCCGGCUGUAUAUUUCUACUUUUUGUAUAUUUUAGUUUUUGUCGUUUAGUUUUGGUUAUUGUUUUUUCUGGUCUUGUCUCCUCCCCUUUUUUUCUUUUUAAGUGCUAUUUUAUUUAUCUGAGAUCCCUAAAUAUUUUUACUAUGCACUUUGUAACAUUUAUCUUAGUCUAAUAAUGAUGAUAAUUUAUUAUUUCUACCCCGCCCAUCUGGUUUCCCCAGCCACUCUGGGCGGCUUCCAACAGAAUAUUAAAAUACAAUAACCUAUUAAACAUUAAAAGCUUCCCUAAAAAGGGCUGCCUUCAGAUGUCUUCUAAAAGUCUGGUAGUUGUUGUUCUCUUUGACAUCUGGUGGGAGGCCGUUCCACAGGGAGGGAGCCACCACUGAGAAGGCCCUCUGCCUGAUUCCCUGUAACUUGGCUUCUCGCAGCGAGAAUGUAAUGUAUAUGUAAUGUAAGACCAAUUUAUCCUUUUUAAGUUUGCUGUGUAAAAUUAUUUGGGGGGAAAUCAUUCACUCAUUUUGUUUUGUUUUGUUUUGGCUGCUGGGGGCAGGGCUUUCCUGUGAGUCAGGAACCAGAUAUAUAAAGCUCUUCCUCCUCCCUCCGCUCAGACACCCCCCUUGCGAAGAGGAUGUCUUCAGCCACAGGUAGGGAGCCAGCCUUCUCCACCGCCUCUGCCAAGGCUUCUUAGCCACACUCUCUGCAGCCUCAGUGGCGCCAUCUGCGCCCACACAGACGUGCCCCUUCAGUGGCACCGAAAAGAGGGAGGAAGCAGCUGAGGGUCCAAGGGGAACUUUCCCUCUUGCUUGAAGUGUAACUGUACACUUGAAACCGAGGCUGCGCACCUUCAAAGCCCAACUUCCCUGAAGAAUCCUGGGAACUGUGGUUUGCAAAGGGUGCUGGGAACUGUAGUUCUGUGAGGGAAACCAAGCCUUGUGAGGAACAGUUGAGGGAGCUGGGGAUGCUGAGGCUGGAAUGGAGGAGACGGAGAGGAGGCAGGAGAGCCAUCUUCAAACGCCUUCCAGGGGGAAGAUGGAGCAAGCUAGAUUUCUGCUCCUCUGGAGGGAAGGAUCCGAACCAAGGGAUCCAAAUGGCAAGGAAGGAGAUUCCGACUCAGCAGCAGGAAGCAACUUCUGACAGGAAGAGAUGUUCAGCAGUGGGAGGUGGGUCUCGGUCAGGGAUUCUUGAGCUGUUCAUUCCUGCACACCCUCCAAGAGUCCUUAUUUUCCAGGGAGGUCCCUGAUUUAGAGAAGCCGUCCUGGUUUCUGAUUUGAUCCUCUGCGGAGUGUCCCACUUUUCCUUAGGAUGUCUCUAUUUUCAUUGGAGGAAUGUUGGAGCUCUUCAGACACCCCCCUUGCGAAGAGGAUGUACAGUGGACGCUCGGGUUGCGAACGUGAUCCGCGCGGGAUGCACGUUCGCAACCCGCAGUGUUCGCAACCCACGUCUGCGGAUGCGUAGGUUGCUAUUCGGCACUUCUGCACAUGCGCAAAACACGAUUUAGCACUUCUGCACGUGCGUGACCGCCGGAACUCGUAACCCGUUCUGGUACUUCUGGGUUUCGGCAGUCCGCAACCCAAAAAAAAGCAACCUGAAGGGUCUGUAACCCGAGGUAUGACCGUAUUUAGUGCAGUUAUUACAUUGUUAUUGUGCCUCCUCCUUUAAUCCCCGCCACAACCGCCCUGCGAGGUAGGACAGGGCCGAGAGGAGGCCGUGGUCUUCUUCCCACUCCACCCGCCCCAGGGUUGCAACAUUGAGCUCUGUGGCCGAGAGGGAGGGGAGGAUUUGAGCGCCCCCCCCCCAGGUUGGGGGUGAAUUGUGGCUGGGCUGCGUCCUCACCUACGGAACAGAAGCGAAGGCCCCGGGCAUCUCAUCCCGAGGGAGCAAGAAGUGGAAAAGAAAAAAAAGAAACCCAUCUCUCCUCCCCCCAAACCAGGUGGGACUCACGAUGGGAAAGCGCCAUAAGCGGAAAUGA
Messenger RNA from Podarcis lilfordi (Lilford's wall lizard), 14473 nucleotides. Lineage: Eukaryota; Metazoa; Chordata; Lepidosauria; Squamata; Lacertidae. The record is from the annotation of a GenBank genome assembly.